AAACUAAAUAACUCAAUUGAAGAAUUGCGGUGCAAUUGUCAAAUGAUCAAACGACUUCUCCAUAAAUCGGAGUUUCCUUCACUAUUUCCCUUUUUGUUUGUGCAACCGCAACCACUCCCCACCCUCUUGCUCCAACCUGCAAUCGGACCGCGCCAACCUGCAAACCAACCAACCGCCGCCAAUUUUCCGAGACAUUUACUGAAAUUCUCGCAGUGUGGGGUUUGUGGUGUAUGGGUGCAGGGAUGGAGUAAUUGUACAGUUAUUGUAUAGUUUGUAUAGUUUGUAUAGUUU
This is a messenger RNA of Hyphopichia burtonii NRRL Y-1933, 291 nucleotides long. RefSeq lists its product as uncharacterized. The record is from RefSeq and is a predicted model, not a curated record. Lineage: Eukaryota; Fungi; Ascomycota; Pichiomycetes; Serinales; Debaryomycetaceae. The coding region runs from base 43 to 270 and encodes 75 amino acids. The transcript has a single exon.